Molecule: messenger RNA, 743 nt
Organism: Hippopotamus amphibius kiboko
Lineage: Eukaryota; Metazoa; Chordata; Mammalia; Artiodactyla; Hippopotamidae
Exons: 3
Coding region: 1-723 (240 amino acids)
Source: RefSeq, a predicted model, not a curated record
AUGGGCUGGAGCUGGGAAGGGGAGCGAAAAAGAAGGACGCUCGGGAGGGCUGCCUUCAAUUCCCAUAGCGGCUGUGUCUGGGAGGGGCGUGGAGGAGCCUGCAGAAGUCUGCCUGGGCAGAUCAGCACCCCCGCCCAGUGCGGCCCGGCCCUGGCACCUGGGGGUGUCCGCGAGCUGACCUCGCCUCCACUUGUCCUGGGCAGGCGCGCGGGGCCUCGGCGUCCGGCGCUCCCUCUUCCACCGCCCAGCUCCCGCGCUGCCCUGUUUCCUGUUCAACAAUAUAGCGAGGGAGGCACCGGCGGAGAGCACCCGGCAGAACUUCCUCCCGGGCUGGGGCUGGGGCUGCGGCUGCGGCUGCGAGAGACAAUCCCCGGUGUCCUGGCUUCCUGUCCUCUCUGGGACGGGCCAGCGCCAGAGGAGCAGAGACGCCACCUCCUUCCCCUGCACCUCCGGGAUCCUGGGCCGCACCUGGCUGUCUCCCGGAGGUGGGAUGCCGGGGCAGGAAGCCUCCUUACCAACUUCUGGCCAGAUUUCCCUCCACUGCUCUACUCCACCUCCUUUCCCCCACCUCUCUGUCUUGAUCCUUGUGGGGGAGGAGGGCUCCUAUCUGUCCGUAGGGGACGCUCAGAGCAACCUCCUGGGGUGGCACUCAAAAUGCUCACCUUAUCUCUGCAUCUCAGUUUUCUUUCCUGUAAACUGGGGACGGUAACACCUACUUCAUAGGAUUGUUGAAGAUUAAAUGA